This is a messenger RNA of Drosophila guanche, 341 nucleotides long. RefSeq names its product S-phase kinase-associated protein 1-like. The coding region runs from base 24 to 326 and encodes 100 amino acids. Gene Ontology annotation, biological process: SCF-dependent proteasomal ubiquitin-dependent protein catabolic process. Lineage: Eukaryota; Metazoa; Arthropoda; Insecta; Diptera; Drosophilidae. Gene Ontology annotation, molecular function: cullin family protein binding. The transcript has a single exon. The record is from RefSeq and is a predicted model, not a curated record. Gene Ontology annotation, cellular component: nucleus; cytoplasm.
AACGGGUGCAGAGAGUCCAGCUGAUGUCCUCCGAGGGCGAGGUCAUAACCAUUGACAGGGAAGUGGCCAAUCGAUUUGAGCGACUCAAAGAAUUGCUGGGCGCGAAUGAUUUUCUGUACUUUCCGAAUACGCGAUCUAUUAUUUUGCGAAAGUUGCUGACAUGGUCAUUCUACCAUAAGUAUGAUCCCGGGCCCAGAAACGAUGACGACAGCACUUCGUGGUACACCGAGUUCUUCGAUGUGGAUCAGGGCACACUGCUCGAACUGAUAGAAACAGCAUGCUUCCUGGACUUACCCAAACUGCUCAAUAAAGCCCAGGGGCUAUGAAUUAUUCAAUAAGAA